Messenger RNA from Notodromas monacha, 2211 nucleotides. The record is from the annotation of a GenBank genome assembly. NCBI's taxonomy places the organism in Eukaryota, Metazoa, Arthropoda, Ostracoda, Podocopida, Cyprididae.
AGAUUUAAACCAAAGCGCUGUGAAAUAAUAAUAUUAAAUCUUACUGAGUGAAGAAUGCGACGAACGGCGGGGAGAGUGUUGGGCGACGGAGCGGUGAUGUCUGUGUUGGCCGUCAUUUUGGCUUACUAUAGUUUUGUGCCCGAUCCUGUAAAGCGCGGUUUCUUUUGCCACGAUGAACACCUCAACUAUCCGUACGUUGAGUCGACUGUGCCGUCUAUGAAGCUUUACGUUGCGGCAACCGUGAUUCCUUUCGUCGUGGUAGCUAUUUUUGAAUGGCUUCAUGCUUCUGCUGCAAAGACGGUACGGAGGCAGUAUGUGCAGAGAAUCUAUAUUUACUUCGUGGUGUGGUUCACGUUUGGUGCCUUGAUCACAUCAGUAAUUACGCAAGCAUUGAAAAUCAGCGUUGGUCGUCUAAGGCCGCAUUUUUUCACGGUUUGUGCGCCGGAUUUUGUCAGUUUGGAGCCGUUGUGCGCGCGUGGAAUUUACGUGACUGAGUACAACUGCACGCGAGAGAUGAGUGAAAUGAAAUCCCGGGAGAUUCGGGUUUCAUUCCCGUCUGCGCACUCUUCGUACGGCUUCCAUGCCGCUGUGUUCUUGAUACUGUACCUGCAAAUCAGGAGCGUUCUGCUAAAACCUUUGCUGCAAAUUUCAUUCAUCGGUGCUGCUGCCAUGGUCGGAGUUUCCAGAGUCGGAGAUUAUAAGCAUUUUCCUUCUGACGUUCUUGCUGGAGCAUUUAUUGGCACAAUUUGUGCAUUUUUCUCAUGGAUUGCUGUGACGCCAGUGAGACUGUAUGAAGUUUAUUGUCCGCGGUUUUCUUGUGACGAAGAAGAAGGUCUUUGUAGACCAAUGGAGGGAAUUGAAUUUUCUCGUAGGACGCAAAAGUACAACACGUUUUUUUCGACCGGUGCGGACAGAUUUGUGAAAAGUUACUUCGCUUGCAGAAUGAAAGAGCCCUUUUUGCGUCGUGCGUUUGUGGACUGGUCGGUGUUGAUAGCCGGGAUAAUCGUGGUGUGCAUGUACAGUUAUGUUGGAUUCCCGGUGACGCAAAAUGGGUUUAUUUGCGGGGACAAAUCGCUGAUGUUCCCGUAUCUGGACUCAACCGUGCCUUCUUCGGUCAUGUAUUCCACGAGCGUUCUCGUUCCUGUUUUCGGACUCGUUGUGGUGGAGCUGUUCGUUAAACGAGAACUGAGCGAGUUCUACGAAAAGAUGGUUCGGUUUGGGUUUGGUGCUAUUUUGACACAAUUGAUGGUGGAUUUUGGGAAAUUCUACCUCGGAGCCCUGCGUCCGCAUUUCCUCACGGUUUGUCAGCCGCAAACUCCGGACAAUUCCUCAAGCCUUGAUUGUAUUCCUGGAUCAUACGUGGAUUCGGAUUCUUACGUUUGCAGAAAGGACUUGUUGCUAUAUUCGAAUGAGGCUAGACUUUCGUUUCCGAGUUCACACGCAGCAUUUACUUUCCAUGCAGCCGUCUUUUUGGUUUUGUAUCUGGAAAUGGAUUUACCCGCUGCCAAAGGCUACGUUGUUAGAGGACGAUGGCGAAGGUGGGCAUGGUGGAGAGCGGUUGAUGGUACUGUUCUAAUCAUACCAUUGCUGCAGGUGAUUUUACUGCUUGCAUCGACGUUCGUGUCAGCAUCCCGCAUUAUUGACUUCAAGCACGACGCGAUCGACGUCACUUUUAGCGCGGUGAUCGGCGCUUUAGUAGCGAUUGUGACCUAUUUUGGUGCUUGGACUCAAUCGCCUCUUCGUGUGAGCCAGGCUUUCUCAAAGUCAGAUAGUGGAAGGUACUGGAACUACGAUGAGUUGAUUCCGUAAUCGUGAGUGAUGUGGGUAAUCCGUCGAAGCAUUUCAGAGAAUGGAUAUUUUGUAAAUUGAAAAAGGGGGGUUUUUAUCCGGGAAGGACGGGCCUCGGGGUUGCAAUAAGUUGGACAAAGACGUGUUUUCACGCAGAAACUUGUGUUCGAUCGUGUACGUGUUGCGAAGUCGUCUUCCUUUAUUGAACUGCUUUUCAACUUGGUGUGAUUCUAACCGGCAUAUUGUGAUUAGUGACGUUGAUUUAUCGGCUCCCGUCUGAGCAGCCGUUGUUGCAGACCGAGUCCAAUAUUUUGCUAUAAUUUAUUGCUUUCGAAGAAAAAGAAGACUCGGUUAUUCACGUUUCUCUGUGAAAUUAAUGUUGGGUUUGGGAAGUAAAGCAUUUUUUUGGCGCUCGUUGUUGAA